Trichoderma citrinoviride is the source of this 972-nucleotide messenger RNA. RefSeq lists its product as hypothetical. Lineage: Eukaryota; Fungi; Ascomycota; Sordariomycetes; Hypocreales; Hypocreaceae. The record is from RefSeq and is a predicted model, not a curated record. The transcript has 4 exons. The coding region runs from base 1 to 972 and encodes 323 amino acids.
AUGGCUACUUCAUUUUCCCUCGAGGAAAAGCGCUUUGUCCUCGCGGAGAUGAUCAAAUGCAGCACCGUUGAUAUCGAAAGGCUGGCGCGAUUCGUCGAGGUAAACGUACUCGACCCCAAAUGGAUCACCAUGCAAAUACCGUCAGGCCGCAACCUGGAGCAGUGCAUGCAAGUCGCGGAUUCCCUCUCGUCGGCCCCAGGAUAUCGAUCCGCAAUGUCUCAAAAUGAUCAUUUGACCGGCAGCAGCAUGAACCACGCCAGACAGAUGGCGCCGAGAAUGAGCCCUGGCGGCCAAACCCCUGGGGCCAUGCCAACGUCGCCGGGUCUCAUGUCGCCGUGGCAGCAGCAUCCAGAUGGCGUCGAAGAUAGACGAGUGCACGCCCUCGAGGCACCUCCGGGUGACCAGGCUCCGAAGAAACGGGGACGUCCUCCACGCGUGGACAGAAAGACGGCCGCACCUCCACGGCUUGCCAACAUCGCGCCCAAGCCGCCUCCGCUCUCUCCAGGCCCCAAUACUCCUCGAACAAUUCUGCCGGCGACUCCCAGGCAAGCUGAAGCUCAGAACCCUCAGCCGCAGCCUUCAGCUCGCGCUCUGCCGCCUCUCGAUUCGCCACCGGCCAGAAAGAAGAGACGAACCGCCACCGGUGCAACUUCUGUUACUACGUCGCCCCCUCUUCCGCCGGCUUCUGCACCCGCUCCAGCACCUGCUUCUGCACCUGCUUCUGCACCUGCACCUGCUCCUGCUCCUGCUCCCGCCCGAGCCCCAACUCCUUACCUGCCUCUCGUUACUACGCCUCCGCCGUCUUUGGACCAUGGCAAUCGGCCGCGAGCACCACCUGAGACAAUUUCCACCAUUUCACGCGAGACUGAGCAGAUACAGCCCCCUCGCCCCAUUCCGCUCGAACCAGAGCCACGACAUCACACUCUCAUGCCGGUUGGGUCUGCGGCGCCACCGUCUCAAAUCAAAGCCUAA